UUUAAUAGACUUGACAUUGAAACUAAAACUUAAACUAAAACCAAAUAAUCAAAGAUGGAUCUCUUGUCGAAUAUAAAAAAAGAGCCUGAGGGCGAGCGUAAAUCGUUAAAGAAAUCCGUGAUUGUCGCUCUGGACAUAUUCGAAGAACCAUCUGGGGCUAAAAAGAAACAACGUGAACAGCACACCUACGCCAUGGAAAUCAAUACAGAUAUUGAGUACCGCUCGCAAUUUCGGGUGCUGGACACAGUCGAUGGCGAGGAGGUGGAUCUGACGCCCAACUAUAUACCCGAAUCGCCGUACACAGAUCAGUUCCUCAAAUUCAAUAUGCAUCUCAAGCACGAAAUGGUCAGCAUGCCACAGGUACACUCCAGAGGCAGCACAGCCCGAUCCCGGACACGUUCCAGCAUGCGCGGCGGAGUCGGCGGCAACAAGCAGUCCAUCGAUGAGCUAAUAAAUGGCAUUAUGUAUGAAACGAUUCUGUUUGAUCCGGGCAGCAGUAUCGAGAAACCGAAUGAUAUGCACAUGCCCGUGCCCUUCAACAAGUCGUUCGUCAAGGUGACGUUGCGCAAGUCGGACUUCAUCGAAUUGCAUUCACAGAUUAGUAGCACCGUGGCCAAGGGCACAACCCAGGGCGAUGCCGUCGAGACGGACAAUCGUCUCUAUGAUUACCUGACCAUGGGCAAGGGCAAGGUGCGUCGUCGUUCCGACAACGAUGCACAGACGGAUCUGGUGCUGACCAACUCGCGGGCGGUGAACACCAUAUUCGUGGACUACGCCACGGUGGGCUCCUAUGUGUCCAAUUUCGAGAUGUACGACACAAUGGAGGGCGUGAGCCAAAAGCAGAGCCGUAUGCAGAGCACCCUGCACAGCCUGAGCAAGGGCUCCGAUGCGCAGCCGCAAUUGGACGAUGCCUCAGUGACCGACUACUUUGGCGAAGAGGAGGCCAAGGAGCGGCACAAGGUGCAUUCGAUAGCACAGGAGCUGUUCAAGAGUCCAGCAUUCAAGAAUGCGAUACUCUUUAUUGGACGCACACUCUCCAGCAAUCUGUACAGGACGGGCAUGCAGCGCUUUCGCAACUUCAAGCAGGUUGAUCGCUGCUCCACGGAUGUCGAGUACAAGUACUCAAUGAAGGUUCUCUUUCGCCUGAUCCCGACACUCAGCCUGGACGAGCGGAAGGCGGUCAGCGAUAUUAGCUUCUGUCACACCAACAGCGACAUUGUGGCCAUUGGCUAUGGCCUGUUCUCGUUCUCCUCGCAGCGUGUCCCAACCACGGGGGAUGUCUAUGUGUGGAGCAUCAAGAAUCCUGGCGAACCGGAACGCGCCUAUUACUACGACAAGCCGGUGACCGCCAUUUGCUUCUCACCCUAUCUGCCCUCCCUGAUUGCCAUUGGCAUGUACGAUGGCAGCGUCGAGGUGCGGGAUGUGGCGGAUGUCACGGAUGUGCCCAUUGCCGUGUCGCAGCGUGGCAGCUCGCCGGGCUGCUCGCCCGUGGUGGCCAUACGCUGGCUCAAGCAGAUCAGCGAGGAUGAUUCCGGUGAGAUUGAUCCGUUUCUCUGCCUUUCGCAGGACGGCUCGGUGACGCGCUAUCGCCUCGGCAAGAGUCCUUUCCUUCUGGGCUUUACACAGAUGACCCUCGAGCGCAUCGAGGGCCAUCCCGAGGGCAUACACGUGCCCAUAGCACCGACCAUGACUGUCGCCGCCAACCGGCAUCCCCAAGGCCUCUACCUAACCACCCAUCCGGUGCACAAGGACAUCUACUAUAUCCUCACCGAUGAGGGCUGCAUCCACAAAUGCUCCAUCAACUAUCAGCAUCAGUAUCUGGAGGUGCUCAAGUGUCAUGAUGGUGGCGUCAAUGUCAUGGAGUUCUCGCCCUGGUCCCCCAAGCUGUUUCUCACCUGCGGCAACGAUUGGUAUGUUAGGAUCUGGGUGGAUGGCAUUACACGACCCCUGAUCGAGCUGCUGGACGACUUUCAGCCCAUCCACUGGGCCAAGUGGAGUCCCACCCACUCCACAAUUAUUGUGGCCGUCAAUCGGGAUACUUGCAGCAUUUGGGAUCUUCGACGCAACAUUCUAAAGCCCAUGGGCAAGCACGAAACGGACUCCUCCUACAACACAAUUGCCCAAUUCUCCAACAGCGGCACAGUCCUGGUGGUGGGCAAUGAACGUGGCAAUACCCUGUUCGAGGCCCUCAAUGACAUGCCCUUUGCCCCACAUUUUCAGUACGAUGAAUUGGAGAAGGCCAUUUACCGAGCGAUUGGCAACGAUCAGGAAUUGUUUAUUGAGCUCAAGAGCAUCGGAUUCUUCGGCUAUCCCAACAAGAAAUGCAUUAGAACUUAAAAGUCGCCAUAUCUACACUGUCAGAGUUAUAAGUAAAUUAA
Molecule: messenger RNA, 2378 nt
Organism: Drosophila novamexicana
Lineage: Eukaryota; Metazoa; Arthropoda; Insecta; Diptera; Drosophilidae
Gene: Dic61B
Product: WD repeat-containing protein 78
Exons: 5
Coding region: 55-2337 (760 amino acids)
Biological process (GO): cilium movement
Cellular component (GO): axonemal dynein complex
Molecular function (GO): dynein light chain binding; dynein heavy chain binding
Source: RefSeq, a predicted model, not a curated record